AUGGAUAUAUUAAAACAUACAAGCGGGAGAGAAAAUGCCGCCAAACGGAAGAAGCAGAAGCAGAAGCAGAAGAAUACCGCCACCGCUCCUGUCCCUGCCACCACCGCCGCCGUCGAUGAUGAUGUCCCUCUUGCUCCCGGUGCUGCCCUCGCCAUCAUCAAUUUCUAG
This is a messenger RNA of Rhinocladiella mackenziei CBS 650.93, 168 nucleotides long. RefSeq lists its product as uncharacterized. The record is from RefSeq and is a predicted model, not a curated record. Bases 1 to 168 code for a protein of 55 amino acids. The transcript has 2 exons. NCBI's taxonomy places the organism in Eukaryota, Fungi, Ascomycota, Eurotiomycetes, Chaetothyriales, Herpotrichiellaceae.